ACACCAUUGCCAUUUUUUUUUUGUUUGUGUGGAGAAUUGAAUAGAAGAAAAUGGGGUCGACACCGAACGGAUCGAUCACAUCCGUGGAAAAUGAUCACCACCGUCAACAGCAGGAUCUGCUAUCGUCGUCGUCUAUAAAAUUCGGCACGGAGGAGGCACUGGAGGAUGUGCGGAGCCUGACGGAUGUGGGAGCCAUGACUCGGUUGCUCCACGAAUGCAUAGCUUAUCAGAGAGCUCUGGAUCUGGAGCUUGACAGCCUUCUCUCUCAGCGCACCGAUCUCGAUAAGCAACUUCUCCAUCUCCAAAAGUCCGCCGAGGUUCUCGAUAUAGUCAAGGGCGAGUCGGACCACAUGCUUUCGAAUGUGAGCUCAACCGCAGACCUCGCCGACCAUGUUAGUGGUAAGGUUCGUGAGCUCGAUUUCGCACAGUCGCGUGUCAAGUCCACGCUUCAACGCCUUGAUGCCAUUGUUGAGAGGGGUAACUGCAUUGAUGGGGUGAAGAAGGCGCUAGAGAACGAAGACUAUGAAGCCGCUGCCAACUACGUCCAGACGUUCCUCCAAAUCGACGAUAAGUAUAAGGAUUCUGGCUCGGAUCAGAGGGAGCAGCUCAUGGAAUCGAAGAAGAAACUCGAGGGGAUUGUGAGAAAGCGGCUCUCGGCGGCCGUGGAUCAAAGAGACCACGCCACCAUUCUGAGAUUCAUUCAGUUGUACACACCACUGGGAUUGGAGGAAGAGGGUUUGCAGGUUUAUGUUGGUUAUUUGAGGAAGGUGAUUGGGAUGAGAUCUAGGCUUGAGUAUGAGAAUUUGGUGGAGUUGAUGGAGCAAAAUGCUUCUGGUGUUGGUCAGAAUCCGGUGAAUUUUGUUGGAUGCUUGACCAAUUUGUUUAAAGAUAUAGUCUUGGCUAUUGAAGAGAACCAUGCCAUUUUGAAAGGUCUAUGUGGUGAAGAUGGUAUUGUUUAUGCAAUUUGUGAGCUUCAAGAGGAGUGUGAUUCUAGGGGUACUUUGAUCUUGAAGAAGUACAUGGAGUACAGGAAAUUGCCCAAGUUGUCUUCUGAGAUCAAUACCCAGAAUAAGAAUUUGCUCACUGUUGGGGUUAGCAAUGAGGGACCGGACCCCAGAGAGGUUGAGUUGUACUUGGAAGAAAUACUUUCCUUGAUGCAACUGGGUGAGGACUACACAGAGUUCAUGGUUUCUAAGAUCAAGGGAUUGACUUCUGUGGAUCCGGAGUUACUCCCACGAGCCACCAAGGCUUUUAGGAGUGGAAGCUUCAGCAAAGUUGUUCAGGAUAUUACUGGGUUUUAUGUCAUUCUAGAAGGAUUCUUCAUGGUGGAAAAUGUUAGAAAGGCUAUUAAUAUUGAUGAGCACGUACCUGAUAGUCUGACAACAUCAAUGGUGGACGAUGUUUUCUAUGUUUUGCAGAGUUGUUUGCGAAGGGCGAUAUCCACUUCGAAUAUCAGCUCUGUGGUUGCUGUUCUUAGUGGGGCGAGUAGCUUGUUGAGCAAUGAAUACCACGAGGCAUUGCAGCAGAAAAUGAGAGAGCCUAAUCUUGGUGCCAAGUUGUUCUUGGGUGGUGUUGGCGUACAGAAAACCGGAACAGAGAUUGCAACAGCUUUAAACAACAUGGAUGUUAGUAGCGAAUAUGUCCUGAAACUGAAGCACGAGAUUGAAGAGCAAUGUGCAGAGGUAUUCCCGGCACCAGCUGAUAGAGAAAAGGUGAAAUCUUGUUUGUCAGAGCUGGGGGAUAUGAGCAGCACAUUCAAGCAAGCUUUGUCAGCUGGCUUGGAACAACUUGUGGGGACUGUUACACCACGAAUUCGUCCGUUGUUGGACAGUGUUGCAACUAUCAGUUACGAGCUGUCAGAAGCUGAAUACGCAGACAACGAGGUUAAUGAUCCAUGGGUCCAGAGGCUUCUCCAUGCAGUGGAAACAAAUGUGGCAUGGCUGCAGUCUCUAAUGACUGCUAACAACUAUGAUUCAUUUGUUCAUCUGGUCAUCGACUUCAUCGUCAAGAGGCUGGAAGUGAUUAUGAUGCAGAAAAGAUUCAGUCAGCUUGGAGGUCUGCAGCUUGAUAGAGAUGCAAGGGCAUUGGUAAGCCACUUCUCUGGCAUGACUCAAAGGACUGUUAGAGAUAAGUUUGCCCGUCUCACUCAAAUGGCAACAAUUCUCAACUUAGAGAAGGUCUCUGAGAUUCUUGAUUUCUGGGGUGAAAAUUCAGGGCCUAUGACUUGGAGACUAACUCCAGCGGAGGUUAGACGAGUACUAGGUCUCAGAGUUGAAUUUAAACCUGAAGCAAUUGCAGCUCUCAAGUUGUAGAUGUGUCUAUUCACAGCCAUAUAUUCUUUUGUUGUUUGCAAAUCUUUUACCAAUAGUUUUUCCCCCUUUGAAAAGAAUGAUAUAACCCUCCUUCCUUGCCCACCUUUUUUUUCCUUACAUCACCUCAGGCAGGCAAUGUAGCAUUUUGUUUUGUUGUGAACCCCAAACAGUGUACAAUUAAAAAUGAAAAUUUACUUUGUAUCAAGUUCAUUAUUUUGGAAGUCAAAA
Humulus lupulus (European hop) is the source of this 2540-nucleotide messenger RNA. Its product is annotated as conserved oligomeric Golgi complex subunit 4. The transcript is spliced from 2 exons. The record is from RefSeq and is a predicted model, not a curated record. Bases 51 to 2312 code for a protein of 753 amino acids. NCBI's taxonomy places the organism in Eukaryota, Viridiplantae, Streptophyta, Magnoliopsida, Rosales, Cannabaceae.